GAUUAACAGCGUCUGUUUUAAUAGCGCGAAUUUCAGUUUGAUGUGAUGUUUCCGAUACGAGUAAUGUAGCACAGAUGUCUCAACAAAGUGGAUACUAUAAAAGUAAAAGUCAAGUCAAGAAUAGUUUUGACUUGAAGCCAAAAAGAUCUUACCAGAAAAUUCAGCGCAAAACGCACAGCGUUAAUAAUCCUCCUGGGAAAGGUCAGUUGAAAGAACAGACAAACAGCAAAGUUGACAAACAUCAUAAUGGAUAUCAACCCACACAAAAUAUUAAUCCAAUACAAAAAUCAGAAGAAAAUCUGGUUAAAGAUAAUAAAGUGUCAAAGAUUUUCUCAAGUGAAAGUUCGCCAGUUCCUGACGUGUCAUAUUUAAGGAAUUCUGUAUCAUUUAAUUCUCAGUCUAACCGAAACAUUCACUAUGCAUUUAAGGGAUCCUCUAAUGAGGUCAAAGUAAAUCAUUCAGGAGAAAACGGCUUUCAGUCCAAUCAUACAAAAACUAAUGUGCUUUCACUUAUCGAACGCAAGUUAGAUAUGGAAAAGCGUUUUGUUGAUGAUCAAAAUUAUAAGUUAAAAGAAAGUGGUGGCGUUUGCUUAGAUCAAUCAUUUACUACAGAAAUCCACCCUAUUGAGGAAUCAGACAAUGAUUAUUCUAGUGAUUUUAGUGACGAAUGUUCUUCUAUUUCAUCUAUCUUAUCGUCCAAGACCCAGGAACUACUUUCUGUGGACAGACCAAACAAUCAUAAAGAAAUGACCGGAAUUUGUGAGUCAGUUUUAACGACCCGGACUUCUGGUUUUACUAUGCCAGUUAAGGUAAUCGGCAGUACUAACGAUGAGAUGGACAUGAAGGUUAUAGACUUCGAACAGUCAAACAGACUACCAAGUCAUCAUUAUAUUUUUUCAAAUGUAAAGCGUAGAGCAAAAGACUUAUUGAAAUUGGUUUGUCUAUCUUUAAAUGAGUUUACCAAUGUAUUCGAGUUGAAACCAAUAGAUGGUUAUGGAUUUUAUAUACUACAUUCAAAUAAAUGUAAAAAUUGGAAUCAUUGUUAUGUUCAAACACAUGAUAAUGCAUUUCAUAGAGAAGUACAAACUGAACCAAUUGAUAUCUCUCAUGAUGUAUGGACUCAACAACCAUCCGAUGAGAAUGGCGAAUUUUGUGGAAGGGUUGGUAGCAAUAAUAAUUCUCAUAUAAAUGGUUCCUAUAAUUUAUCUUAUUCUAAUGAUUUCAAUCAUGUUUCAUCCAAGACAAUUCUACAUGAAUUAGCUAAAGAAUUUUGCCUGGGAGUUAACACUUAUAAUACUACUGUAAAUGAUGAAGUUGAGCAUGUUACUAAUACUUCCUCAAUAAACGAAUUCAAUACACCUGAAAAUUCCACCUCAAUGAUGAAUCCCAAUCAUCGAUUACCUGAUAGUCUAUUAGAAAAUCUUCAAUUAAUGUUGAAUUUAAUCAAUGAAGAAACUUUAGCAAAUUUGUCGUAUUUAUCCAAGGAGAGUAUCACAGAUCAAAAUGAUUUGCAGUCGACUGAAAAUGAUUUUGUAGAGAUAUUUUUUCAGUUGAAAGAUGACUGCUUUUCAGUAGAAUCGAAAUUUGACCGUAGUUAUAAUGACAUUCAAAAUAAGGAGUUGCAAAAUACGCCAUCUAAAAAUAACGUUACCACAGUUGAUGCAAAUGAAAUAAGUAAACUCCAAAGCUUCUCCUACUUUUGGGAAAAUUAUGAAUGUGUUGCGUGUGAUUGUGCACCACAAAACCAAACAGUAAUUUUAACCAUUCAUCGACCAGUUAGGCUUAAUCAAGAACAAGAAGAAAUAAAGAGUCUUUUUAAUUAUAGCAGAAGUGCUGGUGAAUUUAUAUGUAUAUGGACAGAAAUUGGUGUGAAACUAUUGCCUGACCGUCUACUUUAUUGUCCAGGCUUAUCAGAAACUGGUCUAAAAGGCGCCAAUUUAAAUUGUGCAGUAUUUAGUCCAGAUAAUGAUGCAAAUUUGGUAAUUGCUGGUCUACACGACGGAGGUCUGUCUAUUUGGGAUCAACACAAGUAUUCCAAUGAAAUACCUAUGAAAUCAACAAGUUUAUCGAUUUUAGAUGACGUUCAACAUCAGUCUGUUUCCACCGGACUCAAUGAAUUUUUAAACCUGCCUGUUUUGUUACCAACCUAUAAAACAUCACUUGUAGAAUAUAAAGAUUCCACAAAUACAUGCAAGCUUCAAUCAUUGGUCAACUGUGUGACUCAACAACAUAAUCACUUUAGUCCAAUUAUAUCUGUUAAAACUGCAGUCGGUGAUCAUCAUAGGUAUCGUGAACUAGUAGAUGAAUCAACUACAGAUAUAAAUAAAUUUCAAGUGCUUGCAUUAGACGAAAUUGGUAACAUUAGUUUAUGGCUAGUAUUGAUGAAUCAAAAGUAUAGAGUGCAAAAUACUAUAGAAAGCCUUGCAGGCUCACAAAUAGAUUACUGUUUAUCUCCCGGCACCAGUCGUUUACGUAUAAUUCGCUUACUGUUCAUCGAGUACAAAUCAAUACAGAUAAAUAUUCCGCCUUCAUUAACAGAAAAUAGUCUAAAAUUUCAAACAGAAAAAAAUAAUUGGAAUCUGUCAAAUCGGUUGAGUAAUAAAGUUAUAACCACUUGUUUAGCCAUAACGAAACAUGGAAAUUUCUUGAUUGGUUGUAGCAAUGGUCAAAUUAUACAUCGCGGACGUACACCUAAUCAAACAGUUUAUCCUAAACUAUUUUCACGAAUAUUAUGUUGUUCAGCUGUACAGACAGUAGAAACGCAUCCAAAUGCAGAAUUACAUAUAUUUAUUGCAGCUAAGAAUACUUAGUCGUCGAAUACAGUUGAAAUAAGUUGGAUAAAAGUUAGAAGCGGAAGUGGCUGGUGUUUUUCAGUGAAGGGAAUAUCAAAAGCGUACAUCAGCUUGGUAUGGGCUUUCUAACCAAACACUAUCGAUCGAGUUAGCACUUGUGGAGAACUUUCAUCGGUUUUUUUCAAACUUAAAACUAUGUUCGUCCAAGUUAUCCACUGUCCCUUUAUCAAUUCAAUUUCCUUAUGAAUCUCCUCCUAAAAUUCAAUCUUUCCUUACUUAUUUAUUCAGUGGUCUAUCUCCUAUUAGAUAAUCUACUCCCCGACUUGGAAUAUGUGGAUGGUAUAGUUCUGUUUGUUUGAGACCUCGAUACAAUAUUGAGUCUUCUGAUCAUCUUGAGAGACAAGGUAAACACGUUUCUUAUGCACAUACUUCUCCAUCUAAAUGCAAAUGUUUGUUCAGGGACUAGUUGGAAUCAAGAUUUGGACAGAGAGAUGGAGUUGGGCACGUCGAUCAUUUCACUUAUCUUAGAUGUUUCAUCCGUCUUGAUGGGUCAGGGUUUGAUGAAAUCUCAAUACGGAAUCAUCAAUCUCGACUGUGGCUCGCCAGCUUACGCCACUUAUGACAUAGAAGUAUAUGCGUUUCAAGCAAAUAGUGAGUAAAGCGCCCAGCGGUGCACUAUGUAUUAUUGCAUGGCUAUGAAACACGGUUUACGAAAGUACACAAAAAGUGUAGAAUACGUGUUGCUUGUCACAGAUGUCUCAGAAUGAUUGACCACGUGAAUGAGUAGUGCUUAGGUUAGGUGUAGGAUUCGUGGCAAAAGUGGCCAGUCAGUUGAUGAGGUUAUGAACCUUAAUUAACUGAAGUGGCUGGGACAGGUGUGACGUAUAUUUUAUCACCACCACCUGAUUGAACGUGUGCUGCUUGCUGGUGUAGAAAUGGGUUGGAGGGAAGCAAUGAGUUGUUUAAUCAAAAUGUGUCACCAUUGCAUGAAGUCAUUGAAUGUUGGUUGGCUGGAGUCAUGUUGGUGGAUGCAGACUACAUGUUUGUUAUCGGCAUGAUGACCGUGAUCAGUGGUUAUGGAGUUCGGAUGGAGUUGUUGAUAAUCAGUUAAAAUGACGCGAAUGAAUCCAUUCAUUAUUUUGAAUUGUAGUAUUUCUUCAUACCUACAUUUUCAUCUUUUUUUCACACCAUAUCCUCAAUGUCAAGUAUCUUCUAUAGUCAUUGAAAUGACUAUCUGUCCAGGUUCAUUUUAUGUUUUGAGACAUCUAUUCUUUAGAAAAAAUGUAUUAACAAUUAUGCCUAAAAUUUAUGCAGU
This is a messenger RNA of Schistosoma bovis, 4107 nucleotides long. The record is from the annotation of a GenBank genome assembly. NCBI's taxonomy places the organism in Eukaryota, Metazoa, Platyhelminthes, Trematoda, Strigeidida, Schistosomatidae.